Megalops cyprinoides (Indo-Pacific tarpon) is the source of this 3923-nucleotide messenger RNA. RefSeq names its product neuronal-specific septin-3-like. The transcript is spliced from 11 exons. The record is from RefSeq and is a predicted model, not a curated record. Gene Ontology annotation, molecular function: GTPase activity; GTP binding; molecular adaptor activity. Gene Ontology annotation, cellular component: septin ring; septin complex; microtubule cytoskeleton. Lineage: Eukaryota; Metazoa; Chordata; Actinopteri; Elopiformes; Megalopidae. Bases 206 to 2632 code for a protein of 808 amino acids. Gene Ontology annotation, biological process: cytoskeleton-dependent cytokinesis.
GUACAGCUGUGCAGUCGGAUGUGGAGUUCAUUUGCGAGAACGCAACUUUCUGAAGAGAGGCUGUAAAUUCCCCCUGUUUUCAUUUAAUGACUGGAUAGUUUUUUUCCCUCUUCUCCAAGUAUUUGUAUUCUUUAAUAAGAACCGCAGUUAUUUUGUUGGUGUUCAUCUUGCCAAGCCGGAAUUUUCUGGGACCAAAAGAGCCAGGAUGUCAGAUAUUUCUGUGACUGACCAUCUUGAGGGGAUAUUGUCAGAUUUUGAGGCACUGAAAAGAUCUUUUGACAUUGAAGAUGUGGAUGAAAUCCCGACUUUCUCUCCCACACCCACUCUCAAUUCACCCUUCAGCCCUGGCCCCAUCUUAACAAAGACCAAUGAAGGGAGAGGACCAGCAAGCCAUGUUUCUCCAACCUAUCAAUCACGCAUCAGUAUCAGCUCCAGCCCUGCCCAGAGUCCAUUGAUGAAGAAUAAAAUGAUGACCAGCCUGUCCUUUAACCGUGGAACCACAGCAGUGGCUAAAACCAAUGGCAACACAGGUCCUGGAAUCAACAGAGUGUCAUCAUUCCAGAGCAAAUUCAAUCCAAAUGGUUUCUCUUCUUCCUCGGGUCCUGGGAGUGACAACGAUAGCCUCCACAGCUCUUCCUCCAGCCUGGAGUACCAGGCCUCCUCUAAGAUGUGCUCUUAUACCAGCCCUCCCCAGAGUCCAAUGGGCAUGAGUGAGUACAAGGCCCAGCGUUUGGGGAGCCCUGCCCUGAAAAAGUUUUCUUCUCAUGGCAACAUGUUCCAUUCAGAAAUGGAUGCACCCUUGGUCAUACCCACUGCGCCCAUCGGCAUCAACCACAUUUCCAUGCCAUCUCUGGAUCUCCACAUCACAGAGAACAGAGCCGUCAGGAGCGUGGCCUCUCCAAGCCUUAGGUAUGGCAACUCAGGGGUUUCCUGGGGCUGUGCUCCUCAACAGCAGGUACCCAGUGCCCUUGGAAGGGAGCCAUCUUUUUCAUCCAGCCAGCAGCCUCCUAAACCUAAGGAGUCUGCUCGACUCAACAAGUUCCCCCUCGAUUUGGACAGCCUGGUAGUCAAGCCUCAAGAAGUUCCUGUCGACUCUUCCUUCAUGCCCAAACCCCCUCCGAGGUCAAACUCCAAACUGAGCAGUCUGUCUGGCUCUGCCAGCCCCUCAGCAUCAACCAACAGCUUAGACAGCAUGGAGCUCAUGGAAAUCGCUGAGACCAUGUCUCCUCCAGAAUCCAUUCCUGUCCCCAGUGUGAGUGAGUCUCCUGUUCCACUCUCUCCUGCGCAGACCCCUCAGCUUAUGCUGGCUUCACAGCCGCAGGUGGUGCAGCUUAGCCCAGUGGCGUCCCCUGAGCCUGCUCAGCUGAGCAUCACCUCUGACAACGAGCAGGAGUUCACGCUGGCGAAGGAGAGCGUGGGGUCCAUAUUACAGAGGAUUGCCUCCUUCUCAAGAGCUGAAAGCCCAGCCUCCAGGCCCAGGGAGAAUCACCAUGGAAACAAGGUAGACAGGCAGGAGUCCAGUCUGCAAUGCCAAAUAUUCAAAAAAGAGGAAGACGUGCCACAGGGCCUGGAGCCACGAGUCCAGAUGGCAGAGAGUGAGGCGGAGCCGGUGGAACAGCUCCCAUGCGACAUUGAGCCCAACCCAGAAGGCCUCAUCAGGGGCCGCAGUCUCUUCGGCUACGUGGGCAUCGAGGCUGUUCUGGACCAAAUGAGGCGCAAAGCCAUGAAGACCGGCUUUGAGUUUAACAUCAUGGUUGUAGGUCAGAGUGGUCUCGGCAAGUCAACCCUGGUGAACACAUUAUUCAAGUCCAAAGUGAGCCGGAAGUCUUGCACACCUAAUUAUGAGGAGAAGAUCCCCAAAACUGUGAACCUGCAGUCUAUCAGCCAUGUCAUUGAGGAGAAAGGGGUGAAAAUGAAGUUAACUGUGAUCGACACCCCAGGUUUCGGAGACCAGAUUAACAAUGAGAACUGCUGGGAGCCCAUAGUGAAAUACAUCAAUGAGCAGUAUGAGAAGUACCUGAAGGAAGAGCUCAAUAUCAACAGGAAGAGGAGGAUCCCAGACACCCGUGUCCACUGCUGUGUCUACUUCCUACCCCCUACUGGACACUGGUUACGCCCCUUAGAUGUGGAGUUCAUGAACAGGCUGGGUAAGAUCGUGAGCAUCGUGCCUGUCAUUGCCAAAGCGGACACACUCACCUUGGAGGAGAGACUGGAGUUUAAACAGAGGAUCCGACAGGACCUCCAGGUCAAUGGAAUCAGAGUGUACCCCCAGAAAGAGUAUGAUGAAGAUGCUGAGGACAGGAUACUGAAUGACAAAAUCAGGGAAAAGAUCCCCUUUGCCGUGGUGGGUACAGACAAAGAACACCAGGUAAAUGGAAACAAGGUCCUGGGCAGGAAAACUAAAUGGGGCAUCAUUGAAGUUGAGAAUGUUGCACAUUGUGAGUUUGCCAACUUGAGAGAUCUACUCAUCAGGUCCCACUUGCAAGACCUAAAGGACGUUACACACAACAUCCAUUAUGAGACCUACAGAGUCCGGAGGCUAAAUGAAAGCAACUUAAACGGAUUAGGACUUUCAUCUUUGACCCCAGUGAAUGGGACCAUGGAAAAGAAUGAAACAGAGAGUCACCUCUGAAAGAGGAGGGACCAAAUGGAGGAUAAACCCUGAUUUUUGAGUUGUGCUUUUUGUCUCGUUCCGUCGAUUCAUCCUCUUCAUGACUGCCAUAUGAAGGCUAUUCUGCUUACAAACACAAAUGAUUUAAGUCAGAAAGUGUUAGCAUGUUGGAUCGCACAAUGCAAAGUCUUGUAGGCAUGAUUGUAAAGGAAAGUGUCUCUUUCCUUAGUAUAUAUGAGUAUGCAUAUGUAUGUACGUGUGGAUCCUGCAAGGGCUAAUGUGGCCUGGGAAGAACAGCAGCCAGAACAGAAGUGAAUGCUGAUCCUGCAAGGGGAAAUAAAAUUGAUUGCUGCAUAGCUUUGUGCCCAUGUAGACAGUGUAUCAUACAUACAGUAGCUUCUUCUCUUAGCCUAUGGGACUCCCCACAUGCUUACUGUAUGUUGUCUAGAUUCAGAGCACCUAUUGAUUUGUAACCAGUAAAAAUACUGUUACUCACACAGGGGAAUGGGUUUUAACAUGGUUUCUAAUCUAUUUACCACCUGUUUUUAGACUGAAUGAAUAAUGUGACAUACUUCUUCCAGCUGUCUCUUUAACCUGGAGAGGUAUGUAAAUGUUGAGGAUGUUUAUUGGAAAACAUGGUCAUUUUGUUGCUUACUUUUUUGUACAAUUUCUAUAUCCAUCGCAGCAUUUCAAAUUCCAGCAUUCCCCAUUAAUGCUUUAACACUGUAAAGUGUUCCAGAGUGGCUUUGGAUACAAUAUAAAAUUGAUUCAUGACCUUUUAUUUGUUUGCCCUUUUAUACAGCGUAUAUUAUGUUUGUCAGUGUUAAGAUCAAUGUCAGAUAUGUAUGAUUUCAUAUAAGGAGUUAAAAUUCUGGGUAUCUAUUUUCCUGACCUGACUCAUUUUGCAUUAUUGUGCAUCAAAUCAUAGAAAUGGUAACAUUUGGCAAUCCCAACAGAAACUACCCAUAGGAUGACUGAAGGUUUUUGACUUCUGGAUGAACUUUGUCAGGCUACAAGGCCAAUGUUGUAAUUGCUGGUUUACCUGGUACCUGGUAGAUGAUUUGGCUAGUUAGGGGUUUUGUAGUCAUUAUCUGCCCUAACUCUUCAGGACAAGCAUACAGUAUCUGUUGGUCUUUGUAAAAUGAUGCUGCGAGAACCUAAUGAUCAUCACCACAGUUUACUUAUUAGUUAUUGUACAGACUUUUUUGUUAUUUCAUUUUGUAUUACUGCCUGUGUUUUGUAUUGUACUAACAGCUUAAAUGUGAUUUUUGUUUCUUGAUGUUUAACAACAAAACGCAUAUAAAACACAAUC